Pisolithus orientalis is the source of this 1696-nucleotide messenger RNA. RefSeq lists its product as uncharacterized. Bases 422 to 1696 code for a protein of 424 amino acids. The record is from RefSeq and is a predicted model, not a curated record. NCBI's taxonomy places the organism in Eukaryota, Fungi, Basidiomycota, Agaricomycetes, Boletales, Pisolithaceae. The transcript is spliced from 7 exons.
UGCACAUCUCAAUAUGUAUCGUCUCCAGCACUCCACAGAUGGUUUAUCCAGACACCCUAGGUAGGGCAACUCAUGUAGUGCUGUGCAGAUUUCUUUGCGACUCAAGUUUUGGUCCGCGAACAUGUCUGCACGAGCUGCGCGCCCGUUUCACUCACAGAUGGACUUGUCAAGACCCGAGACCGCAGUGACCCCCAAAAUGAUCAGCUUUUCACAGAACCAUGGGCCUCGUGGUUUGAUGUGGCCUUCUCCGUUCUCUUAUGGAAGUUGGUACCCUGGAACGGUAAGAACCCUUGAUGGGUUUUGAGGGCGUAGCUGUUAUCAACCCCCCACAAACUCCCCGCUUGAAGACGGUACUUCUUGAGCCCUCCGAAACUUCUACCCACUUUCGCAAGUACCAGUCUUGAAAUUCCAGUGGCAAGAAAUGAUUACAACGUUGGACUUGGACAAGUUCACUGUCCAUAAACUGCAAGUUGAAGAAGGGCUAGAUGACGCAUUCGAGCAUUUGAACAAUGCACUAGCUACCAGCCACAUCGAGGGCGUGGUACUCGACCUCCUCCAGAUACCGGGUCUCUUUGUGUAUAUAUUUUCUGUUUUCCCGAACGCGGAAUCUCUGCGUACAAAGAUCCUUGAUGCCUUCCCCACGGAUCAUCAAGCGCUCGGACGGUCUUUUAUUCGGCCCCUCCUCUCAAAAUUAUCAAGAUUCUUCUUCAGCUUACCUUCUGACGUAUUUCGUGGUGAUGAAUCACGCACUGUUGGCAUGUACGAACGUUGCAUAGCGGACAUUUGGUCCGCAAUAGCUACCCUAUCGACCAUGGCUUUUGGCACCGAGGAUUUCAGAAACACGACGAGAGUCGACUUCAAGGGCAAGAAAAUAACUGUUUCAGCUCACGACGCUACCAUUCUUCGCAAGUUGAACAUUCAGCCACCUUCCGAUUCUAACGUCGCCAUGCAGACCUUGGGACAUGUAAUGGCUACUGUGUCGCAAAUUUUGAAAGUGCGUUGUUUUAUCUUGGUUUAUUAUCUGAUCCACGGUUUGCGGCAUCAUGCAAAGACAGUUUACUUCAGUGCUGGGGAGGACGACGAAGUGGGAACGGACGUGGAGCAACCAGCACGUACACAAGUUCUUCGUCCUGAAUCGACUCCUACUGCCACUGACAUUGUCGGGUUUGGCGAGUGGUCGAUUAUAAUGACUAGUGGUGCAGCUCGCGACCUCCUCCAGUUGAGACGGAAUGACGCAAAAAUGACUGCAUGUGUUUUCAAAAAAAUGAGAGGCGAGUUUUCCGGAAACAACUACAAAACUCUUCAUGGGCCUUCGCAUGAAAUCCCAAUUUAUCAAGCGGAAAUUCUCAGUAAUCUGAGAUUGGUCUACCAAAUUGACUGUACGCUUGACGAUAAUAGCAAGGCGGAACGCCAAGGUAAGACAUCAGACCUUUUCUGCUUCCCCACUCAAUUGCCGGAAGUUGUCAAAGUAUAUGGAAUCUACCGACAUAAGCAACUAGACCACAUUUGGCCCUGGCUCAGCAAGCUUCUGAGUGGGCGUGGUAAAUUGUAUCAGCAAAGGUGUACACUCAGAGUGCGCGCUGAGUCGGGCAGUGGUGUUUACCGCCCGGCUACCUUUCCUCCAAGAAUUGAGGAAUUUACCAUGGAAGAAUCUCCCAUCUUUGUUCGUGACGGUGGAUUAAAUGAGGUUUCGUAG